Molecule: messenger RNA, 1838 nt
Organism: Malaya genurostris
Lineage: Eukaryota; Metazoa; Arthropoda; Insecta; Diptera; Culicidae
Exons: 2
Coding region: 225-1787 (520 amino acids)
Biological process (GO): SCF-dependent proteasomal ubiquitin-dependent protein catabolic process
Cellular component (GO): SCF ubiquitin ligase complex
Molecular function (GO): protein binding
Source: RefSeq, a predicted model, not a curated record
AAGCGACCGGUGUUUCUGUAGGUAAAAUACACGACUAUUUUGCUUAAAAAGUAAUGUUAAACUAAUAAAAACGUAACAGUGCCACACAGUAGCUAGUUUUGUUCCGGAUUUUUCACAUUUUUAGACUUGGUUACUAUUAAGUUUAAAUUACUUCUCCACUAAGUAAUCUCUAACUAAUUGAAUGUUGUUGAAUUGAGAGUGAACUGACUACAAAGUAAAACAAAAUGGAUCUUGAUGUUUUACCCCCGGAACUGAUGUGGAAUGUGUUGGAUAAACUGGAAAAUCUGCAUGACAGAAAGAAUGCUUCUCUUGUGUGCAAAUCGUGGAACUGGAUGCUGUUCAACACGAGCAAGUCGCUACGAGAUGUUAAUUUGCGUAUAUGCAUCAAAAUCAACUGCGUAGAGCAGUUGGAAACCGAGGAACUAUUCGAACGAAUGUUCGAUGUAAUGAUGAGUAGUAAGCGGAACUAUAUAAAUCUAGAAUUUUUCCAUGUCAAUUUCGAGCGACCGGUGGUGAGACAGUUCCUGUUCUUCAUGAUACAAUUGUGCUGCGAUUCCAUUGAAUGUUUACGUUUCACCAACUGUCACGGGUUGAAACGAAGCGAGUUAUGGCAAGUUCUGGAGCUGUUGACCGGUUUGACUGAGCUUACUAUCUCAGGAGGAAUAUACUACGACGAUUUGGGCAAAGAUGCUCGAAUAUGCAAGCUGAAACAUCUAGUAAAACUAACGCUAGAUAUUGGAGACGACUGUCGGUUAUAUAUGGAUUUUACGCACAAUGCGCCCGCUCUGCAGUCGUUGUACAUACGAACAAUUCAUGGAUGUGUAGAUCUGCGAGAUGUUACCACAACACGAUACUUCAGCCAACAAUUAAGAACACUGAAAUUCUCCACCAAUAGGUGCUACAACCAAGCGGAAUUUUCAGAAAUGAAUUUUUGCCAUUUGACAAUGUUGGAACUAAAAGUAUCUGGUUACGUGUGGGUUCAACUUUUCAAACAAAUGAAGCAGUUACUAGUUCUGAAACUAGAUGCCAAUAUCAACGAUGAUGUUAUAGCGUCCAUUUGUAGUACGUCAACAAGACUGCAGAAACUAAGCCUUUUAUCUUCUGGAUUGGUUGAAUGCAAGAAAUUUAACAUGCUAGCGCGCCUAGAAAAUCUCGAGGAAUUGCAAAUACGAGGUAUACACAAAUAUAGUUGGAGGCAUGUAUCAUUCAGAAAACUUCGACAGCUUCAUCUAGACAACGUUGGAACGGAUUUUACGAACUUUCUGAAAGAUUUGAGUAGUUUGCGAUCAUUAGAAAUUCACGACAGCAAACUGAAGAACGAGCAACUGAUCAAAGUUACGUUAAACGCACCCACCGUUGAACGACUAGAAUUGGCAUUCUGUACUAAAUUGAGCGAUAAGGGUUUUAAACAUUUGGCAGAUAUGAAAAAUCUGAGAGAACUCCGACUGUGGGGCAUUCAGGUUUCUAAAACUAUUGAAGAGCGUAUCACCUGUCCUCGGUUGCAAAAAAUCAUCUUUUACUUUAACGAUUUUAUCGAAGACUGUACUCUGGAUGCACUAGCAGUCAGGUUACCGCAUCUAAAACAACUUGUCCUGUACGAUUGCUAUCGGAUUAGUCCACAAGGAGUAAUUGAACUCCGCAAAAAAUUGCCCAGUUGCCAUGUAUUGGAACUGUACCGCGGGGACGAACUGCCAGUAGUGUUAAUUGACGAAACACAGAUUUACUACCGGAACGCUGAGUUUCCCAAUGGAGUUCUGAAACAGGAGCUGCCAUUUCAGUGGUACUAAGUUUUUAUGUUAUCCAGAUGUUUGUAUAUUUUUGUGUGACUUUGUAUAUUG